This is a messenger RNA of Psammomys obesus (fat sand rat), 1703 nucleotides long. RefSeq names its product actin related protein 6 (gene Actr6). The transcript has 11 exons. Gene Ontology annotation, molecular function: nucleosome binding. NCBI's taxonomy places the organism in Eukaryota, Metazoa, Chordata, Mammalia, Rodentia, Muridae. The record is from RefSeq and is a predicted model, not a curated record. Bases 108 to 1253 code for a protein of 381 amino acids. Gene Ontology annotation, cellular component: Swr1 complex.
UUGUCUCAGGAGGGACAGGACGUGUAAGCCUUGUGGUUUCCCAGGCUGUGCUCUCCGACUUGAGUGAUCCGCAGACGCCCUCGCGCGGCUCCAGCCUCUGUCGAGGGAUGCUCAGUUUGGAGCUGGGUUGGGUUAUUCCCAAUUGUCAGUUCAGAUCAAAGACAGCGCGUCUUAAAACAUUUACUGCUAACCAGAUUGAUGAAAUAAAAGAUCCUUCAGGACUCUUCUACAUCCUUCCCUUUCAGAAGGGCUACCUGGUGAAUUGGGAUGUCCAGCGGCAAGUUUGGGAUUAUCUUUUUGGAAAAGAAAUGUAUCAGGUUGAUUUUUUAGAUACUAAUAUUAUUAUAACAGAACCAUAUUUUAACUUCACUUCAAUUCAAGAAUCAAUGAAUGAAAUUCUAUUUGAAGAAUAUCAGUUCCAAGCAGUAUUAAGAGUAAAUGCUGGAGCUCUUAGUGCACACAGGUAUUUCCGAGAUAACCCUUCUGAAUUAUGCUGCAUCAUUGUAGAUAGUGGCUAUUCCUUCACACACAUAGUUCCCUACUGUAGAAGCAAAAAGAAAAAAGAAGCGAUUAUUCGGAUAAACGUGGGCGGAAAACUCUUAACGAACCAUCUAAAAGAGAUCAUAUCCUACAGGCAGCUGCAUGUUAUGGAUGAGACUCACGUGAUUAAUCAGGUGAAAGAAGACGUAUGCUAUGUGUCUCAGGAUUUCUACAGAGACAUGGAUAUUGCUAAGUUAAAAGGAGAAGACAAUACAGUGAUGAUUGACUAUGUUUUACCUGACUUCAGUACAAUUAAAAAGGGCUUUUGUAAGCCAAGAGAAGAGAUGGUACUGAGUGGAAAGUAUAAGUCUGGGGAACAGAUUCUUCGCCUCGCCAAUGAGAGAUUUGCUGUUCCAGAAAUACUCUUCAAUCCUUCUGACAUUGGCAUUCAGGAGAUGGGGAUCCCGGAAGCUAUUGUCUAUUCAAUUCAAAACCUACCUGAAGAAAUGCAGCCACAUUUUUUUAAGAACAUUGUCUUGACGGGAGGAAAUACACUUUUCCCGGGAUUCAGAGAUCGGGUUUACUCAGAAGUUCGGUGUUUGACGCCAACAGAUUAUGACGUUUCAGUUGUGUUGCCAGAGAACCCUAUUACGUACUCCUGGGAAGGUGGAAAGUUGAUAUCUGAAAACGAUGACUUUGAAGAUAUGGUGGUUACGAGAGAUGAUUACGAAGAAAAUGGACAUAGUGUCUGUGAAGAGAAAUUUGAUAUUUAAGAAACAUUUCUGGAUGAAAGUCUUGAGAAGUUUAAUUUCAAAGUUCCUUUUAAAGGAGGUUAAAGACUGUGCUAUUUUUCAUCUUAAGGUCUUGAACCUAUAUAAGUAUUCUGAGUCAUAGUGGAUGUUCGCAGGCUUCUUAGGUCAUUACAGCAAACUGUAGUUCAGCCCAUGUUUCAUUUAGUAGUAGUGGCUAUGACAAUACUUAAACUGUGUCUGAGAAUAGAUUAUUUUUCAUGAGGAAGUAAAAGAGUAAAUGUUUAAUUCUUCAUACUUGAAAACAAAAUUUAAAUAUCUCACCAGUCUUCCUUAGAAGAUGCUGUGUACUUUUGACUGUGCUUGGCUGAAGUGUUUACAGACUGAUAUGAUUAUGCUCUCUUAGAACUAUGUAUUUUAUUUAGUUUGUUAUUCUUAUUUGUACAUAAUAAAGUUGAAAAGAUGAAUAUUAAA